CUUCGUUACCAAACAUUGUACUAUUGACACAAAACGCAUUGGUUUAGAUAAGGAUCAACUGUGUCGAUAGAUAACGUUUUAUGUUAAAAUAGAUUUUUACUCACUAGGCAUGAGUUUAAAGUUUAGAUUUCAGUGUUGAUGUUCAGUUUUAUUUUCCUAAGUACAAUAUUGACUUUAUACGCCAGGCAUUGCCUUUGUACCUUUUGUAUGGUGUCAAUUGGUUUCCAGGACUUUCAGCUUUUGUCAUUCUCAGCAUUUGGAUUUGAUUUCUGCUUGAUUUCGUCUAUGUGUGUGUGUUGGAUUUACACAUGAAAAUGGCUAGAACUUUGUUGAAUGUGUGUCUUGUAGCUGCGACAAUAUUCAAUGCAGCAAUUGAAGCUACAAAAACAAAGUAUCUCAGCAGCGAGUGUGGCGACGAGGUGAAGGUCAACGGGGACGUCCUUAUCAAACUUAACUCUUGGUUUCAACCAAACUGCAAGGUGACGCUAGUUCCCAGGUCUGGAGAUCGUCUGAUUGCAAGGUUUACCUACUAUCAUUUUAACGGCUUCAGGAACAUCAUUGGUUUGAUCGCAAACGAGUGUACCUUUGAGUCUAUACAGCUUUCAACUUCAGACAGUCAUUACUACUUUGAUGAAGAUGACGGCUUCUGUGGUGCGUAUAAACCCUCAGGGUUGUAUGACCUCGGCCAGAAGGGAUACUUCAGCUAUAACUCUAAAAACGGGUUGACUUCAAGCAUGAAAGCUGACCUUCUAGUCACAGAAGUAUUUGACAAGAGAAAUAAAACUUGUGCCAGCGGUCAGUUCGACUGUGACAAAAACAACUACUGUAUCUCUGACGAUGUGACCUGCAACGGUUACGACAACUGCGGCAACGACAGGGACGAGGUGAAAGGAUGUGGGCUCACGACCCCCAUCAUCAUCGGCAUCGUCGUGGGCUGCAUCUGCUUCGUGGUCCUGCUCAUUGUUAUUGGUGUUUGCAUCGCCAAGCAUCGCUAACUAAACGUCUCGUUUUUCUUGGACGAAUGAAAGGAAGUAAGCUUGAUGACACUGUGGCGCCUACUCAAAGCGUUUUCAUCCUCCUCCAGACUCGAAGGAAAUAUUAUGUUCUCAAGUUCUUGAAGAUAGAGGCCUACUGCAAUUAUAUUUUAUAUUGAUGCUUAAGUUUACAUUUGUUGGUGUCCAUUAAUUAUGUUGUUUGAUAACUUUUCCGUUGUUGUUGUUUUUUAUACUUUCUUUUGAAUGAAAAUUUUUUAAUCCUAUCUACAAUUUGUUUGCAUUUCGAUUUUAAUGACCUGUUUCCAUCCUAGCAAUAAAAUACAAUAACAUAGGAACAAUGAGAAAGUGGUGUGAAGAAAUAUGAAGGCAAUAUAAUGAAACGUAAAGAAAAAAAAUGAAUGGGGGAGAAAUUAAUGGAUCAACUGAACAAUGUCAGGGAAGUCGUAGUGAAGGAUCACUAGUGAACACAAGACAAAAUUUGGUUGUGCAAUGAGAGCUUUGAAAUUUGAUACACCAGAGCUAAAAGGUGCACUAAUGAUUACAGUAAACCUUUAAAAUAUACAUUAACUCCUAGAUAACAACUUCCAACAUCAUUGUUUCUAUUUACUCGUCAUAGAUAGGAAUCUCCAUCAUAUAGUAGGCCUAUAUAAAUAAGAAGGGAAAAAAUUAUUUUAGAUUUUGCGAUUUAUUUUUAAAGCGGUCAGUUAAUUUUUAUUUUGAAAAUUAAUUUCGGGUUUACAGAUUUUGCUUUUACAAUAAUUAUUUUGAAAAUGAAUUUUUCAUUGCUCUGAAUAAACCAUCAUUAACAUUAUAAAUAAAAUAAUAAAAAAAAAACCCCUAGAAAAUGAAGUUAUCGUUUAUUGAUUUGAAUUUCAUUGUAUGAUAAAUACUUUUUUUUUACAUGAUCUUCUUGAAAAGUUAUAUGUUGUACAACGGGGGAGGGGGUGGGAAGACUAACAGGACUCUAGUCCGGAGCCCCAACAAAAGGAGAGAGCGCCAUUCACGCUCAUUAUACUUAUUUGAAAGUUUAGGGGCAUUUGAUUAAUGAGUGCGUGAGGUGGAGGCAGAUGGACCGACACCUUUCCAGUUGUCUGGGGCCCAAAUAUUUCUGGCGGUGGGCCUAGGCCUUAAUCUGUUUUUUAGACCUCCUAGUUGGUUAGGUGAAUAACAAUAAUAAUCUUAAGCUAGCCAAAUGUCUUCUAGUCUAGUCUGCACAAUUGUAUUUGGCUAGGAAGACUCACUUGUCACUUACAUAUAUCAUUGACAUUGCGCAUGCCUUUCAUGGAGAUAUUUAUAUAGCAUCACGGCUAGUAGAUCGAUUAUUUUCGGGUACAUUUGUCAUUUAACAUAUUUAAAAUUUAAAUGUUGGAGAAUAAAAUGCUAAAAUAUUCUA
This is a messenger RNA of Biomphalaria glabrata, 2388 nucleotides long. RefSeq lists its product as uncharacterized. The record is from RefSeq and is a predicted model, not a curated record. The transcript is spliced from 4 exons. Lineage: Eukaryota; Metazoa; Mollusca; Gastropoda; Planorbidae. Bases 309 to 995 code for a protein of 228 amino acids. Gene Ontology annotation, molecular function: protein binding.